CGUAUCAGACUCUAAGCCAUCUUGGAGAAGGAUGAAUGGCACACUUGAGAAGGGGGCUCAUCACCAGGUCCUUGACCUCUCUGAGGAACUCCCAACCAACAGCCACCAUCACGAACACCAGCACACAAACCUCCAGCACACACACUCCUUGGCCUCCACUGUGCCGGCUGGGACACCAGUAAUUGGGGUGGUUGUGCCUCCACCUUACUUCUCAGCGGACGCUGGGGGAGCUGAAGCUCCACUGGAGCUUCGAGGUUCUCUGGACUGCUGGGCUUGUUCGGUGCUCGUGACGGCACAGAACGUGGUGAUUGCAGCCAUCAACGCCUGUCUGGCUGGUUUGGUUUUCGGGCUGAUCCUCAUGCCUGCUAUUGUCAUGGUGGGGUUUGGCUUUCUCUGCCAUUCAACGGUACGCUUAACUGGUACAACACCAUACUGUUCGGAUCUGCUAACUGAUGGCGGCUGUGUGGCAAUGCUGGUUGUGGGUUUCUUAUUAGUGACUCCACUCCUGGUUCUGGCCUUGGCUGCAUAUUGCCGGCUUGCUCGUCACCUUCAGCUGGGCCUUUGUUUUAUUCCCUACAGCCGUGCAGUCUACAAGAACCUUCCUGCUACCCAGCAUCGUGGACUAGGAGGAGGUUGCUGCGGACAGCGAGCUGGGAAUAAAGGAGGGAAGGGGAAGGUGUGGGUGUAG
Molecule: messenger RNA, 688 nt
Organism: Xyrauchen texanus (razorback sucker)
Lineage: Eukaryota; Metazoa; Chordata; Actinopteri; Cypriniformes; Catostomidae
Product: transmembrane protein 88-like
Exons: 3
Coding region: 32-688 (218 amino acids)
Cellular component (GO): plasma membrane
Molecular function (GO): PDZ domain binding
Source: RefSeq, a predicted model, not a curated record